UUGGGACACUUCCUUCUAGCCGUUUAUGGUGUUGAAGGCGUUGCAGCAGAUGCAGAGGCAAUAAAAAAGUUGGGUGAGAUGGAAUGUUAUUAGAAGACUACAGCAGUGAAGCAUCAUCAUCAUCAUCAUCAUCAGGAGCAGCAAAGUGAUGGAGCCGCAGCAGAUCAGAGAGGGAUACUUGGUGAAAAAGCGUUCAGUGUUGAACUACUGGACAGCUGUGUGGGUGGUCUUGUCCGACGAUGGCGUGGAAUUCUACAAGAAGAAAACGGAUCAGUCCCCUAAAGGAAUGAUCCCUCUGAAGGGUGCCACGCUUGUCAAUCCUUGCCAGGAUUGUGGCAAUAGAGUGCUGGUGUUCAAGAUCACCACACUCAAGAAGCAGGACCACUUCUUCCAAGCUUCGCAUGUGGAGGAGAGAGAAUUGUGGGUGAAAGACAUCAAGAGGGCUAUCAGUUGUCUGCAAGGGGGGAAAAAGUUCGCUAGGAAGUCCACAAGACGCUCCAUUCGCCUGCCGGACACGGUUGACCUUGCUCAGCUGUACACUCUACUGAGAGACCAAGACGAAGGGGUCAAAGAGUUAAAACUGGAGCGGGAGAACCGCAUCUUCAACCACUGCUUCACUGGCUCCACGGUGAUAGACUGGCUCAUCUCCAAGGAGAAGGCUCGGAACAGGCCUGAGGCGCUGAUGUUGUCCACCGGCCUUAUGAACGAGGGCUUCCUGCAGCCUGCCGGGGAUCUCUCCAAAGAGGGGGCAGAGAGCGGCGAAAACUCUGUUUUCUUGGACCAGACCAAUGCUUUUUACUACUUUGCAGACAGCGGAUUCUUCUGCGAAGGCUACUCCAGUGACGAGGACUCUCUUCUGAAGGAGGAGUUCCGAGGGAACAUCGUCAAGCAAGGCUGCUUGCUCAAACAGGGCCACAGGAGGAAAAACUGGAAAGUCCGCAAGUUCAUUCUGAGGAACGACCCUCCUUAUAUGCACUAUUACGACCCCACCAAGGGUGAAGACCCCCUGGGCUCCAUCUAUCUGCGGGGGUCCGUGGUGACAGCUUUGGAGUUUGUGCCGGACGCCAAAAAAUAUGACAUCGAAGGAAACCUCUUUGAGAUCAUCACCUCGGAGGAAACGCAUUACUACCUCCAGGCGGCCACCGGCGAGGAGAGGAAGGGGUGGAUCGAAGCGGUGCAGGAAGCGUCUAAAAGUGUCUAAAACUGGGAAGUGACUUGUUUCAGGAAGUGGUGUUUUUGUUUAUCUGGUUUAGUCUUUAUUUGAAGGGACAAUGCACAGAAACAUUAGGUUCAAAAACAGAUAUGUUCUGUACCAGAUUAUAGCUAAAUAGCUCAUUUCCAUCUGCAGUCCCUGGCUACCUAAAUUAAAGAGAUACAACAAUUAUGCAAUAAAAUUAUGACAAUAAAAUCAUAGCGUAAGUCAUAAAACGCCCUUUCAUGGACACAUACUUAAUAUAUAAUACAACCACACCUCAUUUACAUCAUCACACAAAGACAAUACAUGCUCUUGUUAUUUAGGACUAUAUAAGUAAACAUUGAUUGAUUGAUUGUUCACAUCUGUCAUCAUUUGUAAAAACAACCAUGAUAAUAACACACACACCUCACAAUUUACAACAAAAAUGCUGUCAUGGAUAAAUAUAAUACACAUUAAGUUGAUCCGUCAAACAUAGUGUCCACCUUAUUGACCGUGUGAGCAGCUUUGAUUGCUCCAAAGCCACUUUUUAACUUCAUUUGUAUCCAUCCAUCCAUCCAUUUUCUACCGCUUAUUCCCUUUCGGGGUCGCGGGGGGCGCUGGCGCCUAUCUCAGCUACUAUCGGGCGGAAGGCGGGGUACACCCUGGACAAGUCGCCACCUCAUCGCAGGGCCAACACAGAUAGACAGACAACAUUCACACACUAGGGACCAUUUAGUGUUGCCAAUCAACCUAUCCCCAGGUGCAUGUAUUUGGAAGUGGGAGGGGCCUAUCCCCAGGUGCAUGUCUUUGGAAGUGGGAGGGGCCUAUCCCCAGGUGCAUGUCUUUGGAGGUGGGAGGAAGCUGUAGUACCCGGAAGGGAACCCACGCAUUCACGGGGAGAACAUUCAAACUCCACACAGAAAGAUCCCGAGCCUGGAUUUGAACUGCAGGACCUUCGUAUUGUGAGGCAGACGCACUAACCCCUCUGCCACCGUGAAGCCCUUAAUAAUCUGUUAAACUUUUCAAGUUUGUUGUGAGGUCGUCCAUUCCUUCAUGGCUUUAUAUGAAAAGGCUGAUUGUGAAGGCUGGUGUGUCACAGCAGAUGUAAACUGGACAAAGUGCUUAAGUGGCGCUGGUGUUAGUGUUAUUUAGGAUUCGAUGUUUGAAUGUUGUAUCAACAUUGUUGUCUUGUCAUGAUCCAUGGUCAGGCUCAUGUUUUGUUUAGUUAUGUUCUGUUCGUCUUGGACUCCUUUAGUUCCGGUUUGUGCACCUCCUGAGUUCAGUCACCAUGGUUACUCACGAUUUUCACCUGCCCCUGUUGUUUGGGACACACCUGUGUCUCAUCAAGAGACUACUAUUAAGUCUGCCUUUGUUGAUCACUCCUUCUGGCUUCAUUGUUUGUGCCAAGCGAGUUUUGUUCCAUGCUCGAGUCCGUGCUAAGUUAUAGCCUUAGCUUCCGGUGCAAUCGGAACCUUGUUCCGUCUGUUUUAUUUACGUUUUGUCUUCAGUUAGACGAUUAAAUUAUGUCGUUACCUGCAAGUCCUAUCCGGAGUCGUCCUCAAACUUAUUUUGACCAGGUGUGUCAAACUCAUUUUAACUCGGGGGCUGCACGAAGAAAAAAACUAUUCCUCUGACAACUUCAGAUUGUUUUUUUGUUGUUAUUUUAUUUCGGCCCAAAAUACAAAACCAGUGAAGUUGGCACAUUGUGUAACUCGCAAAUAAAAACAGAAUGCAAUAAUUUGCAAAUCCUUUUAAACUUACGUACAAUUAAAAAGACUGCGAAGACAACAUAUUUCAUGUUCCAACUGAGAAACUGAUUUUUUUUUUGCGAACACUUUGCAAAAAACUUGUCACAGGGGCAUUUUUACCACUGUGUUACAUGACCUUUCCUUUUAACAACACUCAGUAAACGUUUGGGAACUGAGGAGACACAUUUUUGAAGCUUUUCAGGUGGAAUUCUCUCCCAUUCUUGCUUGAUGUACAGCUUAAGUUGUUCAACAGUCCGGGGUCUCCGUUUUUAUGACUCAUAAUACGCCACACAUUUUCGAUGGGAGACAUGUCUGGACUACAGGCAGGCCAGUCUAGUACCAGCACUCUUUUACUAUGAAGCCACGCUGUUGUAACACGUGGCUUGGCAUUGUCUUGCUGAAAUAAGCAGGGGUGCCCGUGAAAAAGACGUUGCUUGGACGGCAACAUAUGUUGCUCCAAAACCUGUAUGUACCUUUCAGCAUUAAUGUUGCCAUGGCGAUGGCCUCCCAGGUGUACAGGAGACGGGCGUUCAGAGUUCAAUACAGUUUCAUUGAACAUCAAAUAGAUGGGUACGAGUCUCGACUUUUCAGUCUGGUUCUUUCGUGUCGGUUCUCUCCGUCUCUCCAAGCCCCCUCGACCCCUGCUGCUCUCGGCCGCUACUGAUUAAGACAACAGGUGAUUAGACAACUAGUCCCAGCUGGGCAAUCUAAUCACCUGUCAGCUGUGCUCCUGCAGCCAGCGCGCCGACCACGCCCCCCUCCACAGAUGCCUUCACAGAUGUGUAAGUUACUCAUUCCUUGGGCACUAAUACACCCCCAUACCAUCACAGAUGCUGGCUUUUCAACUUUGCGCCUAUAACAAUCCAGAUGGUUCUUUUCCUCGUUGUUGAGGAGGACACGACGUCCACAGUUUCCAAAAACAAUUGGAAAUGUGGACUCGUCAGACAACAGAACACUUUUACACUUUGCAUCAGUCCAUCUUAGAUGAACUCGGGCCCAGCGCGUUUCUGGGUGUUGUUGAUGAAUGGCUUUCGCUUUGCAUAGUAGGGUUUUAACUUUCAAUUACAAAUGUAGCGACCAACUGUAGUUACUGACAGUGGUUUUCUGGAGCGUUACCAAGCCUAUGUGGUGAUAUCCUUUACUAGAUGAGCUCGGGCCCAGCGCAUUUCUGGGUGUUGUUGAUGAAUGGCUUUCGCUUUGCAUAGUAGAGUUUUAACUUUCACUUACAGAUGUAGCGACCAACUGUAGUUACUGACAGUGGUUUUGACAUGUGGUGAUAUCCUUUACACAAUGAUGUUGCAUUCAUUGUUAGUUUUUGGGGAUUUCUCCAGAUUCUCUGAACCUUUUGCUGAUAAUACGGACCGCAGAUGGUGAAAUCCGAAAUAGCUGGUUGAGAAAUGUUGUUCUCAAACUGUUGGACAAUUUGCUCACGCAUUUGUUGACAAAGUGGUGACCCUCGCCCCAUCCUUGUUUGUGAAUGACUGAGCAUUUCAUGGAAGCUGCUUUUAUAAUCCAAUCAUGGCACCCACCUGUUCCAAAUGAGCCUGUUAACCCGUGGGAUGUUCCAAAUAAGUGUUUGAUGAGCAUUCCUCAACUUUAUCAGUCUUUUUUGCCACCCGUGCCAGCUUUUUUGAAACAUGUUGCAGGCAUCAAAUUCCAAAUGAGCUAAGUAUCUUUUCUGUGGAGUCUAUUCAAUUGAAUAUAGAAUGAAAGGUAUUUGCAAAUCAUUGUUUUCCGUUUUUAUUCACGAUUUACACAACGUGCCAACUUCACUGGCUUUAGGUUCUGUACAUACAAGUCGAGACUUGUAACGAGGAGAGGGGGAACAGCCACUAGGGGCGCUGCUUUGUUUGUUUUAUGUUGGGUCGAGGAGUAGGAGUUGCAGCCCCGCUUCACCAUGUACGUCUUCUUUGGUAAACUAUUUGCUUGCCUAACAGAAUUGCUUUUGCGACAUCCAGUGGACACAUUUAGGACUGCAGUUUCUUUCAAUUUAAAAAUGCAGUUCAAUUUCACGCUUAAACUCCUCUCACGUGCCGGAUUGAACCUGCUCAGGCCCGCGGGCCGCAUGUUUGGCAUCCCCAGUGUUGGACAGUAUUUAAUGGCUUACUGCAGGGUUUGUGUUUUCUCAGACUCUGACUUCUGCUCUCACAAAAUAAAGAUAGCGAGUGUUAUCACGGAA
This is a messenger RNA of Nerophis ophidion (straightnose pipefish), 5101 nucleotides long. It is a transcript of the gene plek, whose product is annotated as pleckstrin. Gene Ontology annotation, biological process: intracellular signal transduction; actin cytoskeleton organization. Lineage: Eukaryota; Metazoa; Chordata; Actinopteri; Syngnathiformes; Syngnathidae. The transcript has 9 exons. The record is from RefSeq and is a predicted model, not a curated record. Bases 149 to 1201 code for a protein of 350 amino acids. Gene Ontology annotation, cellular component: plasma membrane.